AUGGCUCCCAAUAUAAGAGUUGCCAAGGCCUUUCGUGCUAUGAAAGAUCUUGGAAUCCCUGAAGAAAAAACAAAGCCAGUCUUGAAGAGGCUUUUAAAACUUUAUGAUAAGAACUGGGAGCUUAUUGAAGAAGAAAACUAUAGAGCUCUUGCUGAUGCUAUUUUUGAUAGCCAAGAGUCAGAGGCAUUAGAACACAAGAAAAAACUUGAUGUUCAACAGAGAAGAAAACAACUUGAGCAAGCUGAAAGAAUGAAGGCUAUUGAAGAGGAAACACAAACUCAAGAAGAACCAGAAAGACCCUUAAAGCGAUUGCGCUUAAGACAUCAAGAUGGUCAAUCUUCACCCUCUAGCCCUAAUUCAAAUGGAGCUUUACUAAAAAGGCCAAAACUAGAGGUUGAUGAGGUUCCUGAGCCUGUUUCACCUUUAAAACGAAAGGGAAAACAACCUAUUUUACCAAAUGAUUUGGCAAGAAUAGAAGGAUCUGAUGUAAUCCAUUCAGGAGAUGUGGUUGUUGCAGAUGCAACAGGCUCUUACUUAGCUGUUAGGCGCCUCAGAAACAGAGGGAAAGAGCCUCUUUCACCACAUCCUGCUCCUAGAGAAAAGAGGUUAGUUAAGUCAUCUGAUGUGCACUUUAAAGAGCCAAAAGUUGAGACAGGUGUCAAUGUCAUGCCUAAAAAAAAGAAUCAUGCCUUAAUAAUACCAAAAGAUGAGCCCCAUUCAGACAAUCCACCUCACUAUCAGGUCCCUCUUGCAGUGAUCAUGCCAGAAUCAUUGGCUAAUGAAGAUGCUUCAACUGACAACAAUUUGGAAACAGAACCUGAUUCUGAAUCUGUGGAUUUAAGAAACCAUGUUCAUGAAACAUCAAAUGGUAAUGAGCUCAUAGGCAUUCCAAAUGAACCAACUGCUAAAGUAGAUAUUGCUUCAUCGUCUUCUGGGGAGAUCAAGAUUUCUUUGUGUGUUAAUGGAAAGACUAAGUUAUCUGCCACAAGUGUAGAUACCCUUUUGAAAACAGUUGAAGAUAAAUGUCUGAAAUCAUACAAACUUCUAGAUCCAAGCUUUUCAGUCAAGAAACUAAUGAAGGAUAUGUGCGAAUGCUUUCUGGAACUUGGAUCCAAUUCCACCAAUGAGCCACCAGUAGCCAUAGAUGUUGGUCCAAUGAAAUCUGUGAUAGAUAACAAUGGAAAUGAUCAUGAAAAACAAGUAGAGCAGAAUGGCAUUAUUGAGAAUAAUACAAUGUCUUCUUCUGAUGAUGUUGUUAAUGACAUAGCUAAAGGACAAGAAAGUGAGGCAAUCUCAUUGGUCAAUGAAGUCAACACCGAGUGUCUUCCAUCUUUCCAUUACAUUCCAAAGAAUGCAGUUUUCCAGAAUGCUCAUGUUGACUUCUCACUGGCUCGUAUUGCUGAUGACAAUUGUUGUCCCACUUGUUUUGAUGAUUGUCUGACAUCAUCAACACCUUGUCCAUGUGCUUUACAAAGUGGUGGUGAAUUUGCUUAUACAAGUGAAGGGCUUGUGAAAGAGUGGCUUCUAGAUGAUUGUAUACAAAUGAAUCGUGAUCCUCAAAAACGUGUUGUACUUUAUUGCAAAGAAUGCCCAUUAGAAAGGUCGAAAAAUGAGGAGAUUUUGGAACAAUGUAAAGGUCAUUUGGAAAGGGGUUUUAUCAAAGAAUGUUGGUUGAAAUGUGGCUGCAAUAAAAAGUGUGGGAAUCGAGUUGUACAAUGUGGAAUUAAACAUAAGUUGCAGGUAUUCAUGACACAUGGAGGAAAAGGGUGGGGUGUUCGUACCCUUGAGGAUCUGCCAAAAGGUGCAUUUUAUUGCUUGAUGCUGAUUGGGGCGGAGAGAGUGAAUUUAAGGAUGAAGAAGCUCUGUGUUUGGAUGCCACUUAUUAUGGAAAAUGUGGCUAGAUUUAUUAAUCAUAGGUGUUUUGAUUCGAAUUUGGUUGAGAUCCCUGUGGAAGUGGAAAAUCCUGAUCGUCACUACUAUCAUCUUGCUUUCUUCACUACAAGAAAGGUGAAAGCUCUAGAAGAGUUGACUCGGGAUUAUGGUAUUGAUUUUGAUGAUGAUGAUCAUCCUGUGAAGCCAUUUCAGUGCCAAUGUGGUAGCAGAUACUGCCGUGACAUAAAACCCUCCACUACUAGAUCUGGGAAAAGAAGGUUAUCUUGAAAUUAAGGACUGCUGUAAACUGUAACUACUAAUCUAGUAACCCCACCAUAAGUUACAAGACGCCUAGCCUUUUGUAUGCAUGUAUUGCUGCUCAUGAUGACUGCUUUUAAUACUAUGAUGUUGAUAUGAUGAUGAUGAUGAUGAUGUCUCCCUUCCUUUUGAACCAGUUUUUAUAAUAAAAUCAAACCCUUGGUGGCAUUUAAGUAUGAACAUCAUUCCUUUACUAUGUGUUUGCACAU
Molecule: messenger RNA, 2399 nt
Organism: Lactuca virosa
Lineage: Eukaryota; Viridiplantae; Streptophyta; Magnoliopsida; Asterales; Asteraceae
Source: the annotation of a GenBank genome assembly